GUGCCAUGUUGGCUCACUGCAACCUCUGCCUCCCAGGUUCAAGCAAUUCUCAUACCUUAGCCUCUCGAAUAGCUGGGAUUACAGGCACCCACCCCUGUGUCCAGUUAAUUUUUAUGUUUUUAGUAGAGUUGGAGUUUCACCAUCUUAGCCAGGAUGGUCUCGAUCUCUUGACCUCAGGUGAUCCACCUGCCUCAGCCUCCCAAAAUGCUGGGAUUACAGGUGUGAGCCACUGCACCUGGCCAUGUAGGGUCUUUUAAAGUUGACUUUUGUCGAUGAAAAGAGUUAAACUCUGUAAAAUAUUUGAAGAGAUUUAUUCUGAGCCACAUAUGAGUGACAUAGCCCCAGGAGAUCCUGAAAGCAUGUAUCUAAGGUAGUUGGGUUACAGCUUGGUUUUAUACAUUUUAGGGAGACAUAAAACACCAAUCAAUACAUCUAAGACAUACAUUGGUUUGGUCUAGAAAUAUGGGACAACUCAAAGUGGGGACUUCCAGGUCAUAAGUGGAUUCAAAAAGAGUUUAUCUAAAAACCUAAAGUCAAUAGAAGGGAGUAUGUGAGUUAAGAUAGGGGGUUGUGGAGACUAAGGUUAAUAGAUUGCAAAGGUUUCUUAUUAGACAUAAAAAGAUGCCAGACUCUUCAGUGAGUUGUCUCCUGGAUCAGGAAAAAGACAUGGAAAGGGACAGGGAUUCUUUACAGAAUGUAGAUUUUCCCCACAAGAAAGCUUUGCAGGACCAUUUCAAAAUAUGUCAAAGAAAUAGGCCAGGCAUGGUGGCUCACUCCUGUAAUCCAAGCCCUUUGGAGGCCAAGGCGGGCAGAUCACCUGAGGUCAGGAGUUCAAGACCAGCCUGACCAACAUGGUGAAACCCUGUCUUUAAAAAAUAAUAGUAAUAAUAGGUCAUUUCCAUUGGAGGCUCCAAUUGGCUUGGCGGCGGCUCAUCUCUCGCCCGGGAAGUACGGACAUUGUCAGCUCCGCUUCCGCGGUCGCGGAUCAACAGUUGAGGAGCUCAAGCCCAGGACAAUGGUGUGCAUUCCUUGUAUCGUCAAUCCAGUUCUGCUCUGGAUCUACAAAAAAUUCCUGGAGCCAUACAUAUACCCUCUGAUUUCCCCCUUCGUUGGUCGUAUAUGGCCUAAAAAAGCUAUACAAGAAACCAAUGAUACAAACGAAGGCAAAGUAGACUGUAAGGGUGCAGACAUGAAUGGAUUACCAACAAAAGGACCAACAGAGAUCUUUGAUAAAAAGAAAGACUAAAGCAAUUACCUACAGGACCUCAUCAUUUAAAAAAUGGACCUGAUAAUAUGAAGCAUCCUCCUUGUAACUGUCUUUGACCUUUUUACCUGAGACGGGAAUUCAGGACAGAAGUCUAGAUACUUACCGAAUACUAAUCAGGAAAUACAUAAUAUCUGUAUUUAAAAUGUAGUUAGUUAUAUUUAAUGACCUCAUUCCUGUUCCUUUUUCAUUAAUGUAGCUUUCAUUUCUGUUGCUGUUGUUUUAAUAAUAUGAUGAAAUAGAAAAUGUGUACCAGUAGACACUAUGUCACUAAAUCAGCACUUUAAAAUCUUUGGUUUUCUAUCAUUCAUUCAUAUGAAUUUGACUGCUGUUUGCUGUAAUUUGUUUGGGCUCUUCUAAUUUGAGUGGAGUACAGUUUUAUUGUGAAACUGUGCUGGGAAGUGAAGGUAGAAUUUCGGGAGGUAAUAAUGAUGUGGAACAUACAGAUAUAAUAAUUAUUGUCCAACACAGUAGAGCAGCUUGUCUAUAAAUGUAGUAAUUACUAUUUAUUGCCCUGAGGAAGAUAAAAGAAGAAAGAUAGGGAAAAGGGGGAAACUUCUUUGAAAAAUGAAACAUCUUUUACAAAUAUGUCUAAUGUAAGUAUAAGAUUUUAAUCCUUACGACAUUUAUUCUGU
This is a messenger RNA of Callithrix jacchus (white-tufted-ear marmoset), 1899 nucleotides long. The record is from RefSeq and is a predicted model, not a curated record. NCBI's taxonomy places the organism in Eukaryota, Metazoa, Chordata, Mammalia, Primates, Cebidae.